Microdochium trichocladiopsis is the source of this 1053-nucleotide messenger RNA. RefSeq lists its product as uncharacterized. The transcript is spliced from 5 exons. The record is from RefSeq and is a predicted model, not a curated record. The coding region runs from base 1 to 1053 and encodes 350 amino acids. Lineage: Eukaryota; Fungi; Ascomycota; Sordariomycetes; Xylariales; Microdochiaceae.
AUGCUCGACCAAAUUUGCUUGCGCAUCUCCCCGGUGCCUCUGCCUCCAGCGGACACCUUCCUCAACCAGAUCGCCAUCGUGACUGGCGGCACCGGUGGUCUCGGCCUCGCUGCCGCCGCGCACUUUGUCAAUCUCGGUGCAAAGCAAGUCAUCAUCACCAGCAGGAGUGCCCCGAGGGCGAAGCACGCGCUGGAAGAGCUGGAGCGCCUGACCAGCGGCAAGAGUGCGGAACCGGGCAGGGUGCGUGUGAUGGAGCUGGACAUGGCUUCCUUCAAGUCCGUGGUUGCAUUCGUGGAAGAGGCUGGCAAGAUCAAUGUCGGUAGGGGAGGUGUAGAUUGUGUGGUGCUGAAUGCCGGGGUUGUUAGUGUCGAGUAUGACGCCACCGAUGACGGAUUCGAACAAGCUCUCCAAGUCAACGCCAUCAGCACGGCUCUGCUCGCACGCCUGCUCCUGGAAUCCAUGCUGCGCGAGCAUCCCCACCGCAAAACACCAGCACACAUGGCACUCACGGGAUCCACGCGGCAUACGGACGGCGAUGUCGACGUGCUCGGCCGGUGGGCAAAGACCGACGGCAUCGUUGGCCAUCUCAACAAGCCUGAGAACUAUCCCGGAUCGAGUCUGACAUACCAGAACACAAAAUUGCUGGCGCACUAUGCGAUGGAGAACGUCGCGGAGCUGGCGAGAGACAGAGAUUCUGGACGCCCACGCGUCAUCGUAAACACCUGCUGCCCGGGUGUAGUAAAGACGGAUCUCGCCCGGCCGUUCGUGUCGCAGAACGCCGCUUACGCCGUGGGCGUUGCUGUUUUCCAGGGCGUGCUGGGCAAGACUGCAGAGGCUGGGGCCCGGACACUCCUGCGGGCAGUCAUGACGGACGAGGAACAACAUGGCGAGUUUAUCAGGUUCUAUGGCUCGAAGGAGAAAUACGCAGUACAAGCCGAGAAACUGUUCCGCAGUGAGACUGGAAAGCGAGUCCGCGCCUCGUUGUGGCGGGAAUUUGGGGCAAUCGUCCGGGACAAAGUCCCCGAGGUGGCAGAUCGGUUUCUUCAAGAGUGA